CGGGCCCUAUUUAUUCGUUGUUUUUUAAUCAUCAAUCCAACCUCGUGGUCUUUCGAUUUAUUCUUUUACAAAAAUCAUCAUGGAAGAAAUCGAAGCAUCAAAUCUUGAAAAGACCAUUCUAUCCAGCCCAUUGGUCGCCAUAAUAUUCUAUGCAAAAAACGAUGAACGAUGUUCGCAAAUUCUGGAUUUCAUUCCUGAACUUGCUGCUCAGGAUGAAUUCAAAAAAUUCAAAUUUUUUAAAGUUGAUGCUGUUUCGGGAAUAUUUGCCGUUCGUUCUGUGCCAACAAUAAUUAUGUUUCGUAAUGGCAAUGAAAUUGAUCGUGUAGUUGGUGUCGAUACAUCAGCUAUAACACAAAAGCUUCGAAAAAUUGUUGAAUCGAAUCGUUCAAUCGAACAGCGAUUAGUAUCUUUGAUUAAUCAACAGCCAAUUAUGGUUUUCAUUAAAGGAACUCCCGAACAACCAAGAUGUGGAUUCACCCGAACACUGCUCUCAAUAUUGAAAGAAAUGAACGUACAAUUCGGUUAUUUUGACAUUCUCAGCGAUGAAGAAGUACGACAAAGUUUAAAAUCCUAUUCAAAAUGGCCAACAUAUCCUCAAUUAUAUGUAAAAGGUUCAUUGAUAGGUGGUUUGGACAUUAUACAAGAUUUACGUGAAAAUGGUGAAUUGGAAAAUGCAUUGAAAUGUUAAAACUAACAAUUGUUUACUAA
This is a messenger RNA of Dermatophagoides pteronyssinus (European house dust mite), 708 nucleotides long. RefSeq names its product Glutaredoxin 3 (gene Grx3). Gene Ontology annotation, biological process: intracellular iron ion homeostasis. Gene Ontology annotation, cellular component: nucleus; cytosol. NCBI's taxonomy places the organism in Eukaryota, Metazoa, Arthropoda, Arachnida, Sarcoptiformes, Pyroglyphidae. The record is from RefSeq and is a predicted model, not a curated record.